This is a messenger RNA of Paraglomus occultum, 462 nucleotides long. The record is from the annotation of a GenBank genome assembly. Lineage: Eukaryota; Fungi; Glomeromycota; Glomeromycetes; Paraglomerales; Paraglomeraceae.
AUGGCACGCUACACCCACUUUGCCCUUCUGCUUUUGUUGGUUACCAUCCUAUGCAGUUCUUGCUCCGUGUUUGCUGCUGUUGUUCCUACUCCUCCCUUAUACAAGGUCAAAGUCCUAGAACCAAAGCCUAAUGCAGUGAUUCCAGUGGGUCAACAGAUUCAGCUCAAGAUCCAGGCUGACGCGCCGCAAGGUCCUCAAAUUCUCGAAAUGUUCUGCGAGCUUAUUCGGACGUUUGACUUGCCAGGGAAUCUACCCUCUCAGGAAAUCGUAUAUGGAGUCAUAACCAAGGAUAUUACCGAAGGGGGCACAUUUACAUAUCAAGUUGUGUUAGACACAACCAAACCUAACACCGUGCCCUUAACUCUCGGCCCUUAUACUCUUCGCAUACAUCAGCUUGUCAACUCUGGCACAUCUGAUAGCACUCGCUUCAAUCUGCUCGAUAUUCCGAUCACGAUAGGAUAA